AUGGUGUCCUCUGUCACCGCCACCACGCACCGGCCUAACGGGCCUAAUGGCUCGGUGCAAAUGGCCUCGAUUGCGACCAAGCCGCACUCACAGCCAAACAAAGCCAACAGGCUCCCUUUCGCCAUUACGAUUCCCGACUCCAUCAACUCCUCCCCCAUCUCCCCGUCACCCGCGUCCGCCGCCCAGCGCCCGACCUUUCUGCACCACCGCACGGACGACAACUACAACUUCCACCACCUGCCUGCGUCGUCGGGCCCGCGAUCACGAACGUCCCCCGUUAAUGGCGGCGGCCACCACCGCGCGUCGCUGUCCGAGCACAGGCCCAGCGUCGAAGUGAGACGGCUAAGCCGCCCGGCAUCCAUGAGUUCGCGCAGUCUGUCCGUCGAGUUUGAGGAAAAGUCGCGGUCCUCGAGCAGCUCGUCGACCGGCACCCCGCUCGCCCAGACCCCCGUGUUCCCGCCUGCGUGGUCGCACAACGUCACCGUCGACCACCAGUACCCGCGCUUCGCGUCGCAGAACGCCUACGAGCACCACGGCCAGCCGUCCCGACCCGUCGGUCGCCUCGUCCUCCGCGCAGCCCGCGACCGCCUGAGCUGCGGCAAUAAGAGCGGUGCGCUCGGGCGGGGGCUGAUCGUCGGCUGGGUCCUCACGACGCUCGGUUUCAUCGCCGCCGCCGCGUUUUGGAAGGGCGAGCUGUUUUCCGCCCUCGACCACCUCUCCAAGAUCCUGCACGACAUGGGCUACCAGGGCCUCGUCGUGUUCGGUGUGCUCAUCUUCAUCACGACCAUCCCGCCGCUCCCGCUGUAUUCGACUCUGAUCGUUCUGUCCGGCUACACGUUCGGGGCGUGGUAUGGGUUCAUCGCGAGCUAUGUUGCGAGUCUGGUCGGCGCCGUCGUCGUCCUGGCCUCGUCACCGACCGCGACAUCUCUACUGCAGAUCAUUCCCGCGAACCCGCACCUGCUUCUCCUCAUCCGCAUCGCCCCGUACCCGUACAACCUGCUCAACGUCGUGCUCGCGUCCGCCCCCUCGCUCUCGCUCAAGACGUACACGGCCUGCACCGCGAUCAGCCUGUGCAAGCUGAUCCUGCACACCUGGAUGGGCGCAGGCAUCCACGACCUCUCGUCCGCCUACGGCGCGACGCCAGUGGACGAGGACCGGAUCCCGGAACCGCACGAGGCCGACUCGCAGCACGAAACGCUCAAGGUCGCCAUGACGUGGGGCGGCAUCGUGCUCUGCGGCGUCCUCUUCGUGUACCUGACGCACCUGGCGAAGCGGGCGAUCAAGAAGGCGCAGGACGAGACGCGGGACCGCGAGCGCGGCCUCGGGCCAGAGGACGAGCAGCCCUUCCUCGCUCGCAACAGUCUCGAGGAGGGCGUGCGCUCGGACUAG
Molecule: messenger RNA, 1389 nt
Organism: Trichosporon asahii var. asahii CBS 2479
Lineage: Eukaryota; Fungi; Basidiomycota; Tremellomycetes; Trichosporonales; Trichosporonaceae
Product: cytoplasm protein
Exons: 3
Coding region: 1-1389 (462 amino acids)
Biological process (GO): mitotic spindle elongation; vesicle-mediated transport
Cellular component (GO): Golgi membrane
Source: RefSeq, a predicted model, not a curated record